Papilio xuthus (Asian swallowtail) is the source of this 3019-nucleotide messenger RNA. RefSeq names its product Nucleolar protein 14 homolog l(3)07882. The record is from RefSeq and is a predicted model, not a curated record. Lineage: Eukaryota; Metazoa; Arthropoda; Insecta; Lepidoptera; Papilionidae. Bases 116 to 2926 code for a protein of 936 amino acids. The transcript is spliced from 11 exons. Gene Ontology annotation, biological process: maturation of SSU-rRNA. Gene Ontology annotation, cellular component: small-subunit processome; Noc4p-Nop14p complex; nucleolus.
UCAAAACCAUGUGUAUUUUGAUUGUUGUACGUUAAGACGUAUUAUAACCUAUUAAAUCCAUUAUAUGCUAAAUAUUAAUUAACUUAGAUUCUUAAGAAAGUUGUCAAUCCUUAAAAUGGCCAAAGUUAAAAACAAACGCAAUUCCAGUAAGGCUGACAAAGUCCACGCUAAAAGAAAAACCGAAGCAAAUAAGAAGAAACUAAAUCCAUUCGAAGUUCACAUUAAUAGAGAAAAAUUAAAAGUAUUAGGCAAAAAAUCUAAACAUGACCGUGGUUUGCCUGGUGUUUCUCGUGCUAAAGCUAUUCAAAAGCGAAAGGAUACUCUUGGUGUUGAAAUGAAAGUAAUGAACAAAACAAAUGCGUUCAUUGACCGAAGGAUCGGUGAGAAAAAUACACAGCUAUCAGCUGAAGACAGAAUGAUAGCCAGAUUUGCUGCGGAGAGAGCAAAGCAGCAUAGUAAGAAAAAUAUAUACAAUUUAGCUGAUGAUGAGAUAUUGACACACAGAGGUCAAACUCUGGAACAGAUAGAGAAAUUUGACGACCCAAGAUCUGAUGAUGAAGACGAAGAAGGAGGAAAACGAUUUGGUGGUCUAGAUGAUGAAUUUGUGUCAGAUGGUCAUUUCGGUGGUGGUAUUUUAUCAAAAACUGACGCACAAGAUGGUGCUAAAUCUCAUAAAGAUUUAAUUGAGCAAUUGAUUGCGGAAUCAAAGAAGAGAAAGGCAGAGAAGCAGAAGGAGAAAGAACAGACAUUGGAUUUAACGGAGAAGUUGGAUAGUGAAUGGAAAGAUUUACAACCAGUUGUGUUUAAAAAGGCAAGAGUUGAAGAAUCAUUGAUUGAUAAAUUGCUAAGUAAAGCAGAUAAGGGACAAGAUUAUGAUAAAAUGAUGAGAGAACUUAAGUUUGAAAAGAGAGGAACUCCAUCAGAUGGACUGAAAAGUACAGAAAAGCAAGAAGCAGAAGAAAGAAAGAAGUUGGAAGAGUUAGAGAGGCAGAGGGAACAGAGAAUGUUACCAGAAGAAGAAGCAAAUGCACCUAAAACUAAUCCAACAGCUCUUAAACACAGGUCAGCAGACGACCUGGAUGAUAAUUUUGUACUGGAGGAUGAAAAAGAAUUUAUGUUGGCUUACGAUAAAGAGGGGAAACCUCUGGUGCCUGAACAUGUGUUGAAAGAUUUCACAGUUCCAAAUGCAAAGCCUAAGUUCAAUGAUGGAAUAUCCGACACAUCAUCAGAGGGUGAAGAAGGUAGUGAAGAUGAUGAUGAAAAUGAAGAAGGCAGUGAAAGUGAUGAAGGUACUAACGAAAAUGAAAAAGUUGAAUCAGUGAAUGAAGAAGACAACAAAAAAGAAAAAAGCAUUACAGAUAAUAAUUUAAUUGCUAAUAUAGGUUCUGAGGCAUCUGUUGAUGAAAGUGAUGAUGAUGAUGAAGAAAUUAGUGAUGAAAAGAGUAAUGACAAAGACAACGAAUUAAAUAAACUUAAAGUAAAUGGUGUCAGUAAAGAAGAAGAAUCUGAAAAUUGUGAUGAUGAAUCUGGUGAUGAUGAUGAAUCAAAUAAAAAUGAUGAAUUCGAUGAUUUAAGAGAUUUGAAAGAAUCAGAAGACGAAUCUGAUGAUGAAAUGUUAGAAGAGAGCAGUCAAAAGAUUGAUUCGUUCUUCGAUUUGAAAUCUGAGGAAGGUACUAACCUAAAAGAAUUGCUGACAGGAAAAUCUCCUUCCCAACAAUCAGCAGCAUUACAAAAAAUAAUAAAAAGCUACGAUCCAAGUUUAUCUGAGAAUAAUAAAGAAUUACUGAGUAGAUUAUACGCACACAUGUUACAAUACGUCAAUGAUAUUUUCUCAAAUUUGAAUGACGAAGGAGAAAUUAUGAAAUCAUUUCUUAUAUUCGAUAAACUUGUCCCACAUUUUUAUGAUUUAGCACACACAAAUAAAGUUUCAGCGAAGAAAUUUAUAUGCGAUUUAUUAAAAGAGAAACAUGAUAAAUUUAAAAAGAAUCCAAAGAAAGUACCAGAUUUAGAUACGUUGAUAUUUUUCAAACUCGUAUCCCUAUUAUAUCCAACAUCGGAUUUCCGACAUCCCGUUACGACGCCAUCUUUGAUAUUUAUGUCGGAAAUUUUAACUUAUUGCAGAUUUAAAGAUGCAUAUUCAGUUUCUAGAGGUUUUUUCGUUGCAGCAUUAAUUUUAGAAUACACAGCACUAUCUAAAAGAUUUGUUCCCGCUGCGGUAAAUUUUCUGCGCGGCAUUUUAUAUUUGAGCGCGAACACUUCAGUAUUAAAUCCGAUACAAGUAGUGCCGCCAUUUCGUUUGCACAAAGAUGUCAAAAUUUUGAAUUUGGAAGACGAUUGUUCUAAAGUUGCGUUCGAAACCAAAAUGUCCGCGAAGGAUUUAAUAAGAACUGACAUUGACGAUGCGUUCAAGAUUACAUGUUUAUUAACUUGUGUAUUAAUGUUGAAAGAGUUGUUUGACAAUUACAACGAUUUGGAGGCACAAGAGGCUAUUUUCGAGGCGCAUAUAAAAUUACUAGGCAGAUUGGAUUUAGAUUUAUAUCCCAAAAAAGUUAGAAGUACUGUAUCAGAAGUGUUACAACAUAUGAAAGAAAGUUUAGAAGUAAAAACGUAUACACCAUUAGCAAGAGAGAAGGUUAGACCUAAGGCCUUAAGAUUAUAUGAACCCGACAUUCAAGAAGUUUUCACUGGCAGUAAGAGUUCUAAGUUGUCCCGCGAAAAGGCAGAAAAAGCAAGACUGCAGAGUAAAUAUAAAAAGGAGAUGAAGGGAGCUCUGAGAGAGAUAAGAAGAGAUAAGGCGUACAUUGCCUCUGUUAAGAUAAAACAGAAGAUUCACAGUGACAAUAUCCGCAAAGAAAAGGUGAAACAGAUCUACAAAGAUGCAUCAAUACAACAGGGUGAAUUGAACAAAUUAAAACGAAUGAAAUGAUGAUCAUAAAACUUUAUUUUUAAACUAUAGAGCACCUUUAACGUACUACAACAAUGUUGCUAGAAGAAAAAAACUAAAAAUAUUUUUUAUGUA